AUGGCUACCAGCAACGCGCCCACGCUGAAGGACCAGUCGCUCUUCAUACAAAAGUCAUAUAUCAAUGGACAAUGGGUCGAUGCAAAGUCCGGCAAGACGUUCGCCGUGACGAACCCAGCGACAGGCAAAGAUAUCGGCACGAUGCCGGAGAUGAACAAGGAUGAUACACAGGCUGCCAUUGAUGCUGCUGCGAAGGCAUUCCCUUCGUUCAGGAAGACGACGGGCAGGGAGAGGGCGAGGAUGUUGCGGAAGUGGUACCAAUUGAUGAUGGACAACGCGGACGACCUCGGAAGGCUCAUUACAUGGGAGAAUGGCAAGCCAUUGACGGAUGCCAAAGGCGAGGUCACGUAUGCGGCGAACUUCUUCGAGUGGUUCAGUGAAGAGGCUCCCAGGAAUUAUGGCGAUACUAUUCCGGCGAGUGUGGUGGGCAACCGUGUGUUCACUACGAAGGAGCCGGUGGGCGUGGUUGGGUUGAUCACACCAUGGAACUUCCCUGCCGCCAUGAUUACCCGCAAAAUUGGCCCAGCACUCGCAGCAGGCUGCACAGUCGUGGCCAAAUCACCAGGCGAGACACCCUUCACGGCCGCUGCGCUUGCCGAGCUCGCCCACCGCGCUGGUAUUCCAGCAGGCGUGGUCAACAUCAUCACGGCACUCGACAAUACAGCCGAAGUAGGCGAGGCCCUCACCUCCUCUGAAACCGUCCGCAAAGUCUCGUUCACCGGCUCAACACGCGUUGGCAAGAUCCUCAUGAAGCAGUCGUCCGACACGCUGAAGAAGCUCUCCUUCGAGCUCGGCGGUAACGCACCUUUCAUUGUCUUCGACGAUGCGGACCUCGACACUGCAGUCAACGGAGCCAUUGCGUCCAAGUUCCGUGGCUCAGGCCAGACUUGUGUGUGCGCCAACAGAAUCUACGUCCAAGAAGGCAUCUACGACAAGUUCGCCACAGCCUUCACAGAAAAGGUACAGAACUUCAAAGUCGGAGCAGGCGACCAAGACGGCGUGACCCACGGCCCGCUCAUCCACGACCGCGCGGUCAGCAAAGCCAAAGCCCACGUCGACGACGCAGUCAAGCAAGGCGGCAAAGUCCUCUUCGGCGGCCAGGAGAUGCCCAACCUCGGCCCCAACUUCUUCCAACCUACCGUCAUCCGCGACAUGAAGUCCGACAUGCAACUCGCGCACGAAGAAACUUUCGGCCCGGUAGCCGGCCUCUUCCCGUUCAAAUCCGAAGCCGACGUCGUGGCGAUGGCGAACGAUACCGAGGUCGGGCUUGCUGGGUACUUCUUCAGCAAGGACAUCCAGCGCUGUUACAGAGUCGCGGAGGCGAUUCAGACGGGUAUGGUCGGGAUCAACACGGGUUUGAUCUCGGAUCCGGCGACGCCGUUUGGUGGGGUGAAGCACAGUGGUUUCGGAAGGGAGGGGAGCAAGUAUGGGAUUGAUGAGUAUCAAAUUAUUAAGACGGUUACGAUGGGUGGGAUGGCUGGAGAGCUUCAAGGGAGUUAG
Messenger RNA from Saxophila tyrrhenica, 1500 nucleotides. RefSeq names its product succinate semialdehyde dehydrogenase NADP+ linked (gene UGA2). The transcript has 2 exons. The record is from RefSeq and is a predicted model, not a curated record. Gene Ontology annotation, molecular function: succinate-semialdehyde dehydrogenase (NAD+) activity. Bases 1 to 1500 code for a protein of 499 amino acids. Gene Ontology annotation, biological process: GABA catabolic process. Lineage: Eukaryota; Fungi; Ascomycota; Dothideomycetes; Mycosphaerellales; Extremaceae. Gene Ontology annotation, cellular component: cytoplasm.